AUGUCGUACUACGACAUUGACGCGAUCCUCACGGACGCAGAGAAAAUACCCUGCGAGUUCAACUUCGAAAUUCCCGACCUGGGCCACCUCGACAACAGCCCCGGCCUCCCCCUAAAAGCCGGCGCCAAGCUGGCCCUGCCCCUGUGGCUCGCCGAGAUGCUCGCCCUCGCAAACACCUCCGGCGGCGGCGCCGCAGACGACGACGCCAAGUCCUUCGUGAACUUGUCUCUGCCGCGCGCCCUGUCCAGCGAGGUCGUCCAGGCCCUGAAGGCCGACCCGCGCGCCGUGCCGCUGCGCGACCAGAGCACACACUUCUACGGCCUCGCGACGCGCCUCAUGGACCUGUUCGAGGAGAGGGAGCUGGACGGCGUCCUGCGCAAGACCUUUGUCACGCGCGCCGCCGACCUUGCGCUGCAUGCCAGGAAGACGGGCGGGGCGAGCGGGAAGGAGGACGGGAGCAACCUCGGCGUUGGUGUUGACGGCGAGUUCCUCCGGGGCCUGGACGAGUGGGAGAGGGCCCUGCACCGCAAGGCGCACGACGGAACGAAACUGUCCAAGCAGUGGAUGGAGAACGUCAAGAAGCACUAA
Molecule: messenger RNA, 588 nt
Organism: Diaporthe citri
Lineage: Eukaryota; Fungi; Ascomycota; Sordariomycetes; Diaporthales; Diaporthaceae
Exons: 2
Coding region: 1-588 (195 amino acids)
Biological process (GO): mitotic DNA replication initiation
Cellular component (GO): GINS complex
Source: RefSeq, a predicted model, not a curated record